CCCUGUUAGUUCAGCUAAGUGGAGGUUGAAGAUGAGUAAGGUCUUAACCAGGCAAUUAGUGGUUGUGUUUGGACUAAUGCUGCAAUUAACACAGUGCCCAAAUAGCUAAACCUCCGGGCCCCACUCCCAGCGAGUGCACCAACAACCAGCAGAGCCACGUCACGCUUCCCACAUGCCAGCUUCCAUAUCCUUCACCUGCUACCCAAUCACCUCUCUUCACUUUACCAGCAUUAUUCCAUCUCUCUCUCAACAGAAAUUGCAGGAAAGAAAGAAGAUGGCUUCGUAUUUGCGGAAGAAGCUCCAGAGUGCAUUUGGGUCCGUCGAUGAGAAGGGGAAGAAGGAGGUUAAGGCUUUGGGGCCUCCUCCGGAAACCGCCGAUGAGAUUCCAUAUUCCCAAAGCGUCUUGGAAACCAGUCAACAUGAUGAUGAUGAUGAUGAUGAUUGGAGCGGAAUGGAAGAGAUAGAGCGCAGCAAAAUCGGAAUCGUUAGAGCUCUUCUCCAGAAAGAAGACCCUUCCCCUAAGGACGAUGUAGAUGACUUGAUGAUCCGUAGAUUUUUACGAGCUCGGGAUCUCGAUGUUGAAAAGGCUGCCGCAAUGCUUCUCAAGUACCUCACAUGGAGGAGAGACUUUGUGCCCAAAGGCUUCAUAUCACCAUCUGAAAUUCAAAAUGACAUUGCCCAAAACAAGUUGUUCAUGCAAGGGAAGGACAAGCACGGCCGCCCUCUAGUUGUUGUCUUUGGUGGCCGUCAUAAGCAAACAAAUGUGGAGGACUUUAAACGGUAUGUCACUUUUACACUUGACAAAAUAGCCUCGAGAAUGCCAGAAGGACAGGAGAAGUUUGUGAGCAUAGCAGACCUUGAUGGAUGGGGAUAUGCCAAUAGUGAUAUACGUGGAUACUUGGCGGCUCUGUCAAUUCUGCAGGAUUUCUAUCCUGAGAGGCUGGGGAAGUUAUUUCUAGUUCAUGUACCUUACAUAUUUAUGACUGCAUGGAAGGUCGUUUACCCCUUUAUUGAUAGCAGAACAAAGAAAAAGAUCAUUUUUGUCGAAAACAAGAAAAUGAAAUCAACCCUUCUUCACGACAUUGAUGAAAACCAACUUCCAGAAGUAUUUGGCGGCAAACUAGCGCUAGUUCCUAUUCAAGACAGCUGAACAUGGAGAUGCACAACGUGUGGUCCUUAAGUCUCUUUUAUUGUACUAAUUGCAUGAUUGAUGAUCGGUGGCACACCUGAUUUGCCAGUUUAUUUAACAACUAUAUUUGUUGAUACCUAUGCUAUAGCAACAUAAAUAUAUAUACCUAAUACUUGGUAUUGGUGGCUGUUGCCAAUAUGGAGUCAUAAAUAUAUAUACCUAAUACUUGGCAUUGUCACAAACUCACAAUCAAAUAAACAUGUGGACCAUUACAGUAUUAAACACUUCUCUCUGCUAUUGCCAAAAUAAACAACCCUCUCU
Messenger RNA from Cuscuta europaea, 1450 nucleotides. NCBI's taxonomy places the organism in Eukaryota, Viridiplantae, Streptophyta, Magnoliopsida, Solanales, Convolvulaceae. The record is from the annotation of a GenBank genome assembly.